AGCCAAAAACCUGCCAGUGAAAAAGCUGCGAGGAAGGCAAACGUGGACCUGUUUUAUUUCUAGCAGGAGGUUUCAUAACACACGGGAGGAGAAGCUGCAAAGCCAUGUGAGGAGGGACAAGGGAGGAAGACGAGGAGGGACGUCUUUUACUGUGAUCACCUUGCACUGAAAUUAUCAGAAGGGAUUAAGAGAGGAAGGAAGGCGGCUGAAAGACGGACACAGAAAUGGGGAAGAACAGCGAGAUGGAAAUGGUGUCCGAAGCCAAACACCUUCAAAAUGGACAUUUAGGAGAGAGGGAAGACAAUGAUGAAAAGACAGAAAAGAAGAAGGAAAAAGAGGCGAAGGAGGCCAUGGUUGGCCCAUUCUCACUAGUAAGCUCUGCUGCAACCUCUGAUCUUCUGCUGUUUGCAGACUACUGGGACGUUAUGAUGAUUUGUAUUGGGACUGUGAUGGCUGUAGCCAAUGGGGCCGUGCUCCCUCUCAUGUGUAUUGUCUUCGGAGACAUGACAGAUAGUCUGGUGAACAGUGCAUCCAACGUCAGCAACCCCAAUGUCACAAUUCCAGGGAACAUGACCUACCCUUUAGAAGAGGAAAUUACUACCUUUGCCAUCCACUACUCCAUCCUGGGAGCUGUUGUGCUGAUUGCGGCCUACCUGCAGGUGUCCCUCUGGACGCUGGCGGCCGGACGGCAGGUGAAAUGCAUCCGCAAGUUGUUUUUCCAUAGAAUCAUGCAGCAGGACAUUGGCUGGUUCGAUGUCAACGAGACAGGAGAACUCAACACGCGUCUCACAGAUGACGUCUACAAAAUCCAAGAGGGAAUUGGUGACAAGGUGGGGAUGUUGAUCCAAAGUUUCAGCAGCUUCAUCGCAGCUUUCAUAAUCGGUUUCACCCGAGGCUGGAAACUCACGCUUGUUAUCCUGGCCGUGAGCCCGGCCCUGGGCAUCUCAGCUGCGCUUUUCAGUAAGUUGCUGGCGAACUUCACUACCAAAGAACAGAGUGCGUAUGCCAAGGCUGGUGCUGUAGCGGAAGAAGUUCUCUCUGCCAUCAGGACAGUGUACGCCUUCAGCGGUCAAAAGAAGGAGAUUGAGAGGUAUCACAAGAACUUGGAGGAUGCUAAGUCGAUGGGAAUAAGGAAGGCAAUCUCUGCCAACAUCGCCAUGGGGUUCACCUUUCUGAUGAUUUACCUGUCUUAUGCUCUGGCCUUUUGGUACGGCAGUAUCCUCAUCCUGAGUAAGGAGUACACCAUUGGUUCUGUGCUCACAGUGUUCUUUGUUGUGAUUAUUGGAGUGUUUGCGAUGGGGCAGACGUCUCCCAACAUCCAGACGUUUGCUAGCGCCCGCGGAGCUGCAUAUAAGGUGUACAGCAUCAUUGAUCAUAACCCAACCAUCGACAGCUUUUCAGAGACGGGCUUUAAGCCAGACCUCAUCAAAGGGAACAUAGAGUUCAAAAACAUCCACUUCAGCUACCCCUCUAGGCCUGACGUCAAGAUAUUAGACAAAAUGAGGUUAAGUGUGAGCAGUGGACAGACCAUGGCGUUGGUAGGCAGCAGCGGAUGUGGUAAAAGCACGACGAUCCAGCUGCUGCAGAGGUUCUACGAUCCUCAGGAAGGAUCUGUAUCUAUUGAUGGUCACGAUAUCCGCUCACUGAACGUGUGCUAUCUGAGGGGAACGAUCGGCGUGGUGAGCCAGGAGCCCAUCCUGUUUGCCACCACUAUUGCUGAGAACAUCCGCUAUGGCCGACUUGAUGUGACGCAGGAGGAGAUUGAACAAGCUGCCAAGGAAGCCAACGCCUACGAGUUCAUCAUGAACCUUCCUGAUAAGUUUGAGACACUAGUCGGCGACCGAGGAACUCAGAUGAGCGGAGGACAGAAGCAGAGGAUUGCGAUUGCUCGAGCUUUGGUCCGCAAACCCAAAAUCCUUCUAUUGGAUGAAGCCACGUCUGCUCUGGAUGCUGAGAGUGAGACCAUUGUGCAAGCUGCACUCGAUAAGGUGCGACAGGGUCGUACCACUCUGAUUGUGGCUCACCGCCUCUCAACAAUCAGAAAUGCUGACGUGAUUGCAGGCUUCCAGAAAGGUAACGUUGUGGAGCUGGGCACUCACAGCGAGCUGAUGGAGAAACGCGGAGUCUACCACACGCUGGUCACCAUGCAGACCUUUCAGAAAGCAGAAGAGGGGGAGGAUGAUGGCGAUCUGUCAUCGGGUGAAAAGAGUCCCAAAGAGUCCGUCAUUGAGCCUCCACUGCUGAGGAGGAAGUCUACAAGAGGCUCCUCGUUCGCUGCUUCCACUGGAGAAAAGGGAGACAAAGCAAAAGCAAAGGAUGACGAGGAGAAAACAGAAGAGGAGGAAGAUGUCCCCCCGGUGUCGUUCUUUAAAGUGCUGAGUCUCAAUGCCUCUGAGUGGCCUUAUAUUCUAGUGGGGCUGAUUUGUGCCAUCAUAAACGGAGCCAUACAACCUCUGUUUGCCAUCCUCUUUUCCAAGAUUAUCACUGUGUUUGCAGAGCCUGAGCAGGACGUUAUCAGGCAAAGAUCCAACUUCUUCUCCCUCAUGUUUGUCACUAUCGGAAUCGUUUGCUUUUUUACCAUGUUUCUACAGGGAUUCUGUUUUGGAAAAUCUGGAGAAGUUCUCACCUUGAAGCUGAGGCUUGGGGCCUUCAAGUCCAUGUUGAGACAGGAUCUUGGGUGGUUUGAUAGCCCCAAAAACAGUGUUGGGGCACUCACUACAAGACUGGCAACAGAUGCAGCCCAAGUACAGGGGGCCUCGGGAGUACGCCUGGCUACAUUCGCCCAGAACUUUGCCAAUCUUGGCACUGGUAUGAUCCUGGCAUUUGUGUACGGCUGGGAGCUGACGCUGCUGAUUCUGGCCGUGGUGCCCGUCAUUGCGUUGGCCGGAGCCGUGCAGAUGAAAAUGCUCACCGGGCAUGCAGGCGAGGACAAGAAGGAGCUGGAAAAGGCUGGAAAGAUUGCUACAGAGGCUAUAGAGAACAUUCGUACCGUUGCCUCUCUCACAAGAGAACCAAAAUUUGAGUCUUUGUAUCAGGAAAAUCUUGUAGUCCCAUAUAAGAACUCUAAGAAAAAGGCCCAUGUGCACGGCUUUACCUUCUCCUUCUCCCAGGCUAUGAUGUACUUUGCCUACGCAGCCUGUUUCCGUUUCGGAGCCUGGCUUAUUGUGAUGGGAAGGAUGGAUGUGGAGGGAGUAUUCCUGGUGAUUUCUGCUGUUCUUUUCGGAGCCAUGGCUGUCGGUGAGGCCAACUCCUUCGCUCCAAACUACGCCAAAGCCAAAAUAUCUGCUUCCCACCUCCUUAUGCUGUUGAACAAAGAGCCUGAGAUCGACAAUUUGUCAGAGGAGGGAGAGUCGCCCGAUAUAUUCGAUGGUAACGUGAGCUUUGAGCACGUGAAGUUUAACUAUCCAUCACGGCCAGAUGUGCCCAUCCUGCGAGGCCUGAAUCUGAGAGUGAAGAAGGGAGAGACUCUGGCCCUGGUUGGGAGCAGCGGCUGUGGAAAGAGCACCACCAUCCAGCUGCUGGAGAGGUUCUACGACCCCAGAGAGGGCAGAGUGGUGAUGGACAGCAUCGAUGUCAAAAAGCUCAACAUCCACUGGCUCAGAUCUCAGAUUGGCAUUGUGUCCCAGGAGCCAGUGCUGUUCGACUGCACGCUGGCGGAAAACAUCGCCUACGGGGACAACAGCCACAGCGUAACCUUGGAGGAGAUAGAGGCAGCCGCCAAAGCCGCCAACAUUCAUAACUUCAUAGAUGAACUGCCUCAGAAGUACAACACUCAGGCGGGUGAUAAGGGAACACAGCUGUCCGGCGGUCAGAAGCAGCGGAUAGCCAUCGCCCGGGCCAUCCUCCGCAACCCCAAAGUGCUGCUCCUGGACGAGGCUACCUCUGCUUUGGACACAGAGAGCGAGAAGGUGGUGCAGGAUGCUCUGGAUCAGGCCAGCAAGGGCAGGACAUGCAUCAUCGUGGCCCACCGUCUCUCCACAAUCCGGAAUGCCGAGCGCAUCGCUGUAUUCCAGGGAGGCGUGGUGGUGGAACAGGGGACGCAUCAGCAGCUGCUGGCAAAGAAGGGAGUCUACCACAUGCUGGUCACCACACAGCUGGGCCACGGGACAGUGUGAAAGGAGGGUGGGAACUACUCUUGGUCUGUUUAAGAGCUUCAAGGAGGGCAAGAAGAAGCACUUUGUGCCUUCACAUUAAUGCACUUACACUGAUUUAUACAAAGCAACUUCAGUGGAGAAACUGGGACUGAAAGAGAUAGCUGCCCCUUGUGAGUUACACUGUUAGUUCUUAUAAAUUGUACUGCUGUACUGUUGAUUUGCUGUUGACACUUUAUGGAUCUUUUUAUACAAAAAACAGGUUUGCUUUGUGAUAGUACAAAAAACUGGAUUGUUUUUGUCUUUUUCCCUCGUGACAUGGUUUUACAGGAAAUGGUUAAAACAAAUUACAAUUUCUUCUGCUUUAAAGAAUCAGUUAAUUAUCUCAGAUGAACUUAAACAUGUUCAUGGAGGCAUUUUUUUCAUUAACUGAACUACUUUUUUAAACCUCGUCUCUGCUUAGGUUAUUUUGUGGGAUACAAGUAAGAUUGGGGGCUGCUGUUCUUAAGUUUGGGUAUUUUCAAUCUGGUUUAUUCCAUGAAAAAUAUAAACAUCUUAAGCAACAAAAACAGAAAAUAUUUUGUUUAAAUAGGUGAGUACAAACUGAAAUAUGAAUAAUUGCCAAUAAAACUCCUACAUGUUUCACUGGAAAUGUUUUAAUUUUUAAGAUUUAUACAUCUGUGUAAGGCCUUGUUCAUGCCUGUUCAUUUUAGGGUGGAAUGCAUUUAUGCAAUAUUUAAUAUCUUAUGCAUCUUAAAGUGUAAUAUAGAAGCAAUGUCCUGUCAGAUAUGCCUUAAAUCCCGGGACCACUGAUGCAGAGGUUCAUUGAUGCUUUAGUAACAUUUUGGGAGAAUAACUGAUAUAAUAAAAUUGUGUAUUCAAGCAUUGA
This is a messenger RNA of Girardinichthys multiradiatus, 4980 nucleotides long. It is a transcript of the gene abcb4, whose product is annotated as ATP-binding cassette, sub-family B (MDR/TAP), member 4. Gene Ontology annotation, cellular component: membrane. The record is from RefSeq and is a predicted model, not a curated record. The transcript has 28 exons. Bases 225 to 4115 code for a protein of 1296 amino acids. Gene Ontology annotation, molecular function: ATP hydrolysis activity; ATP binding; ABC-type transporter activity. NCBI's taxonomy places the organism in Eukaryota, Metazoa, Chordata, Actinopteri, Cyprinodontiformes, Goodeidae. Gene Ontology annotation, biological process: transmembrane transport.